UAAAAAAUCACAAGGCUAUAAGAAACAUUACAAAAGCAAAAUCUAAGUAGAGCAAGAAAAGGCAAUAAAGAUCCAUCUCUCAGAACCUGUUAGUUUUAGUUCUUUUUCUUGACCAAGAAAUGAUAUCCUUUUGGAUGGAUAUCGAAGAAAUUUUAGCUGGUCUCUUCUUCUUCCUUUUUCCCUGUUACUUUUAAUUUCAUGACCUAGAGUAUUUAAAAGUUCAUUUACUAAUUCCAUUGUAGAAUUUUAAUGUUAUUUACCAGAAACUGUCACAGGAAGGGAUUUUGAGCUUGGAGAUUAUUGAAGAAUUGAACCUCCUUGGAGAAAAGUGGUAUCAUAGUCCCUCUAUGCUUUGCUAGCGAAAAGAAUGUCACUAGCCCACUACAAAUUCAGCAGCCAUUCGGCUAAAAUUAUUUUCAAAACAGAGCCUUUUGGGACCAAAGUGACGCCCAGCUAGUACCUUCUGAAAAUUCAGGUCUGGCCCAAACGGCCCAGAAAUGAUUUAAAAUGGCAGCACAGCAAGAUCAACCAGCAAUGCAGAACAGGAACGAAAGUGAAAAAACUAUGGCAGUAACCGCAACGGCUCCAUGGAAGCAGCUUCUGUUAAGCGCGUUAGAGUCGAAUUCACACCUGAGGCACUCUUCCUUCUUUCAAUUGGCAACAAUUGGAUCUGAUGGAAGACCUUCAAACCGCACCGUUGUUUUCAGGGGUUUUGUAGAGCGUAGCGAUAAGAUCCAAAUCAACACUGAUUCCAGAACUCGCAAGACUGAAGAACUUAAGCAAUGUUCAUUUGCUGAGAUAUGUUGGUAUUUUACGGACUCUUGGGAGCAAUUUCGUAUCAAUGGAAGGGUUGAUGUUAUUGAUGGUUCAGAUCCUGAUCCAGUGAAGCUUGAGCUAAGAGAGAAAUCUUGGUUUGCUAGUUCUAUAAAAUCAAGACUUCAGUACCUCGGUCCUAAUCCUGGUCUUCCUUGUCUAACCGAGCAACAUCCCAGUGAACUCUUUCUGGAUCCUUCUUCAGGCCCAGUCGCCGCCUUUUGCCUGCUAGUCCUAGAUCCAGAGCAGGGGCUGGUAGCUGAACAUUUAUGCUGACUAGGCAGCCACCACCUGGUUCAGACCGAUAUCAGCAGGACUGGAUCGGCCAAAAACUGGAACCCAAAUUUCAACUCUAGUCCCAUUGCCCGGGUCAUUGUUUCCCUUUUCUUUUAAAUCCUGAGCUGAAAUCUCCCAUCGGUUCGCGUUCAAUAUAAAAGAUGAAUGUUGCUGCAACCUGAGAGAAAAAAAAAAGGGCUAAAAGCAGCCUUAUGCAGGCAGCCUAAGAGGGCUGCAUGGCGGCUAUAAAAGAAAAUUUAAUUUUCAACAGUCCAGUUUCACGACUGAAAUUGUCUGGUCUUGUUUAGGACUGAACUGUCUGCCUAUCAUUUGGUUCCGGUUCCAGUUCUGAGCCAAUUCCGAACAGUAACCAUAUGUCAAUUGCUGACAAUGAGAGGAUAUUUCAAGUUUUUGUUUAAUUGCACAUUUCCUUCAAUACAAGUUUUUUAGUUGAUGCUCAGAAUUGAAUCGUUGUAGAUAUGGUAAAAUUUUGUU
Ricinus communis (castor bean) is the source of this 1584-nucleotide messenger RNA. Its product is annotated as pyridoxine/pyridoxamine 5'-phosphate oxidase 2. The transcript is spliced from 7 exons. The coding region runs from base 508 to 1089 and encodes 193 amino acids. The record is from RefSeq and is a predicted model, not a curated record. Gene Ontology annotation, molecular function: pyridoxamine phosphate oxidase activity; FMN binding. NCBI's taxonomy places the organism in Eukaryota, Viridiplantae, Streptophyta, Magnoliopsida, Malpighiales, Euphorbiaceae. Gene Ontology annotation, biological process: pyridoxine biosynthetic process.